Pyrus x bretschneideri (Chinese white pear) is the source of this 1324-nucleotide messenger RNA. RefSeq lists its product as uncharacterized. Bases 827 to 1168 code for a protein of 113 amino acids. NCBI's taxonomy places the organism in Eukaryota, Viridiplantae, Streptophyta, Magnoliopsida, Rosales, Rosaceae. The record is from RefSeq and is a predicted model, not a curated record. The transcript is spliced from 3 exons.
GUUGCCAUAGUCUCAUCCCUUACCAUAAUAACGAAGGAGUUAUCAUGCACCCAGCUAAUCUGAAGGUCCUUAAACUCUUUCCAGGCGCUCUUUAAUAUGUUUCUUACUCCCUAUUUAUUAAGUUGCUGAUCCACCAACAUUGUGGCAAUGAGCUUAACUUUUUGUUCCAUGUUCGAGAGCUUCAUUCCCCCCUCAGCCGAACUACUAGAUCAUCUACUUCUGUCGCCAUCUCUUCUUUUAAUUUCUUUUUCUUUCCACGUUUCCUAUGCAGACCAACUACCUGCCUUUUACCACUAUCCAACAGAUUGGAGUUGCUAUAUUCCUAACUUUUGCAGCAGUAGACAAUGUAAAGAUUCUGAUUGUUUCUCAGGUUGGUAGGGACAGAGUAAAUGCUCACCCUUUUUGAAUCCACAAUUACAACCCCAAAAUCGAAAUAAGACAUAAUCGCCCACUAGAUCUGGAACCUAACCCAGUCUUCUACCCAUUGACCUGAUUUAGGUUGUUGGAAGCUCAUAAAUAUUGUCAUAACCACCAUAGUUGCCAGAGGGACCACACUUUGAGAGUUAAUCAAGCCUCAUCAGCCCAAAGAUGGAAGUCUCAUCUAUUAAGCCGUUAGUAUCCAGGCCUCCGAGGUAGAAAUGACUUCUUGACAUCAGGGUGAGACAGGCCCCCUAGACCCCAGUAAUAACUCUUUGGCUAUUGGCAGAUGACUAAGUAAGGAAAUUACCUCAAAUGAACCACGACUUAGUGAGAUCUGAAUGCCCAGGCAGGAAAUUAGGGCAAAUUAAUAGGGGAAUACGAUACAAUACUCAGGGACAGAGGGUUAAUGGUGCCCAGAUCGGUUGGAAAAAUAACGAUAGCAAAGUUAAUAGGAGAAUCUCACAGGGCAGGGAAUGACUCACACGGGGUAGAGGAAGACUCUCAAGGAGAAGAAAAGGCUUUCACGAAGAAGAAAAGAACUAGCAUAGUCAUCCAGCGUAAGACUCCGCUUAUUGCCCCAAAACAAGGUGAUGGUGGCACCGCUGCUCCAUCUGAUAUAGCUCUGCACAAAGUUGGUGAGUCCAUGACUGGACUUCUAAGCUUGUGGACAACGGCAGUGGUAGAUCUCCAUCAGAAUACUGUCGUCCUCGAAACACAGCAAGAUGGGCAUAACACGCAAUUGAUUUGACAGUAGUACUUCGUCCAAUCAUCGACGAGUUAUGUUUAAUAUGCAGCAUUGUCUUCAAAAUUUCCUUUUGCUAGGGGUGAAGGCUUGCCUCCCCCAAACCAUUGUAUCUAUUUAGUCCCUUUCCGGGAAUUUGAUAAUGAACUUGUGCUUGUAUGA